CUAUAAGAAUCUGUGUCGUGCGUCCUAGUUCUAGUAAAAGUAAAAGGUCAAAUUUCCCGCUCUCCAAUAUAAUAGGGAAAAUUGCCGCGAGAUGGCGAAUAUGCAGACUUUCAUUUGCGAAUCGGAUUUCUAUCAGUUGCGCAACUAGAUCACGAAAACUGAAAACAGUAAUUGUGCACCGACGCCACGACUGGCGUAUCGGCAAAUUCUACAUAGAAGCCUUGAUCAGCCAUAAAGAAGAAGAAGAAGAAGAUGAUGAAAACAAUAAUUCGAUGUGAUCGUGUAUCGUGUAUCGUGUUACAAAGUGUUACAAUCUCCUCCGUUAAUUUUUCAUAACCUUUUUAUCGUAUUUGUAAUUAAUUGUGAGCAGUGAGCAAGAGAGAAUGUGCCACGUCCCGCUUGUUUUCUGACAGACGUUCAGGUUCAGGUUAUUAAAGAUAAGAGUAUCUCGGAAAUCACAUCAGAAAUAAUAUUGAAAACUAAUUCAACAUGGGACGUACGGUGACUGUCGCCGUUUGCACGUUAAAUCAAUGGGCGAUGGACUUUGACGGGAAUUGCAGAAGAAUUUUGCAGAGUAUACAAGAGGCAAAAGAUGCUGGCGCCACUUAUAGAAGCGGUCCAGAGCUAGAGAUUUGCGGAUACAGCUGCGAAGAUCAUUUUUAUGAAUCGGACACGUUGCUUCAUAGCUGGGAAGUUUUAGCAGGCCUUCUAAAGUCCAGCAUUUGCGAGGAUAUACUGAUAGACGUGGGUAUGCCAGUGAUGCACAAAAACGUGACGUAUAAUUGCAGAGUGGCUUUCCUGAAUCGGCGGAUUUUAUUGAUUAGACCGAAAAUGCGGCUCUGCGAGGAUGGUAAUUACAGGGAAAGCAGAUGGUUCUCUCCUUGGACAAAAGAACGUAUGGUCGAGGAUUAUUUUCUGCCGCGAAUGAUAUCGCAAGUCACCGGUCAAACCGUAGUACCGUUCGGGGAUGCAGUUAUCGCGACCAGGGACACGUGCGUCGGUUUCGAAAUAUGCGAGGAACUUUGGCAUCCAGCCAGCAAUCACAUUCCGAUGUCACUGGACGGCGUGGAAAUUAUCGCAAAUGGAAGCGGUUCGUAUUUCGAAUUGCGUAAAGCUUACGUCACUGUGGACCUCGUUAAAUCGGCUACUUUUAAGGCUGGCGGCUGCUACAUGUUUAGUAAUUUACGCGGAUGCGACGGCAGCAGAUUAUAUUUCAAUGGUGGCUCCAGCAUCACUCUCAAUGGCAAUAUAUUAAAUCGCGGAAAACAAUUCGCUCUUGAGGACGUGGAAGUGACCGUCGCUACGUUCGAUCUCGAAGAUAUAAGGAAUUAUCGAAACAGCAUCAGAUCGCGAUCACAUGCGGCAGCUGCGUCGGAAAAUUAUCCGCGCGUUAAAGUAGACUUUGCGCUCACGCCGGAGAAUCUUAUGUCGAAUCCACCGGAUCGACCGCUCGACGGAGUCCAAGAUGUGUAUGGUGAUGACGACGGGCAGUCAAGACUCGUAUAUCAUACUGCAGAAGAGGAGAUUGCGAUGGCACCCGCGUGCUGGUUGUGGGAUUAUCUCAGACGAUCUUGUCAAGGAGGAUUUUUCUUACCAUUGAGCGGCGGUGUCGAUUCAUCUUCCUCGGCGUGUAUUGUAUAUUCAAUGUGCGAAAUGAUUGUCGAGUCGGUCAAUAAAAGAGAUAUGCAGGUUUUAGCAGACAUUAGAAAAAUUGUCGGCGAUUGCGAAUAUGUACCGGUCGAUCCGAAACAAUUGUGCAACACUAUCUUGGUCACGUGUUACAUGGAAACGGAAAAUUCAUCGGCAGAGACCAAGGCCAGAGCGGCAGAGUUGGCCAGUCAGAUAGGAUCCUAUCAUCACGGUGUAGUCAUAGAUAGCGCGAUAUCAGCGAUUUUAGGGAUUUUUCAACAGGUUACCAAGCUGACGCCGAGAUUCAAAGUGCAGGGUGGAUCGCCUAGAGAGAACCUGGCGUUACAAAAUGUGCAGGCCCGGUUACGGAUGGUAAUCGCUUACUUAUUCGCUCAAUUAAUGUUGUGGGUCAGAGGCCGUCCGGGUGGUCUCUUGGUAUUAGGGAGCGGUAACGUGGACGAGGCCUUGCGCGGUUAUCUCACCAAAUACGAUUGUAGCAGUGCAGAUAUUAAUCCCAUCGGUGGUAUUGCGAAAAACGAUUUAAAGAAAUUCCUCUUAUAUUUUAGACGCAAGCACGGAAUAUCCGCUUUAAGCAGUAUCCUGGAGGCACCACCCACGGCGGAAUUGGAACCGUUGCAAGCAGGACAGUUAGCACAAUUGGACGAAGUAGACAUGGGUAUGACAUACAAGGAGUUGUCGAUCUUUGGACGACUAAGAAAACAGAAUUGUUCCGGGCCUUUUACAAUGUUCUGCAGACUUGUACACAUGUGGGAUCAUUGUACUCCGAAAGAAGUUGCUGAUAAAGUAAAACACUUUUAUAGGUGUUACGCUAUAAAUCGUCACAAAAUGACGAUAUUGACUCCAUCUUGCCACGCGGAGACAUAUAGUCCCGAUGAUAAUCGAUUCGAUCACCGUCCCUUCCUUUAUAAUCACAACUGGAAAUGGCAGUUUACGGCAAUCGACGAACAGGUAAAACGACUCAACAGCGAGGAGAAACCGUUCAGACCGGAUAAGGCUGCUCCGAAAGUACUCGCCAAGCCCAGAUACAUACCGUUCAGCUCCGUAAUCAGCAAUAAGACGCAUCCAGGAAUAGUAGUUUAACCGUAGCAGUAGCACUCUCUUAUCAUUUUGACAUUGCAGCGCUGCGAUAAAUGGACAUGAUCUGUACUUGAAGCGGUCAAUGAUGGACCUUAUCGUCAAGCGAGUCGCUCUUGAGAUUAAUAUUUAGGAAACUUUUGUGAACAAGGAAGUAUCGAAAUAUGAAAGAUAUUUUGAGAAAGUUGAAUUAUGUGAAACCUGAUAAAAUAAAUCUAUUAAAUAAAAAAUAUAUGAUAAAGA
Messenger RNA from Formica exsecta, 2967 nucleotides. RefSeq names its product glutamine-dependent NAD(+) synthetase (gene Nadsyn). Gene Ontology annotation, cellular component: cytoplasm. Bases 490 to 2730 code for a protein of 746 amino acids. Gene Ontology annotation, molecular function: ATP binding; glutaminase activity; NAD+ synthase (glutamine-hydrolyzing) activity. The record is from RefSeq and is a predicted model, not a curated record. Gene Ontology annotation, biological process: NAD+ biosynthetic process. Lineage: Eukaryota; Metazoa; Arthropoda; Insecta; Hymenoptera; Formicidae. The transcript is spliced from 13 exons.